Molecule: messenger RNA, 1320 nt
Organism: Letharia columbiana
Lineage: Eukaryota; Fungi; Ascomycota; Lecanoromycetes; Lecanorales; Parmeliaceae
Exons: 2
Coding region: 1-1320 (439 amino acids)
Biological process (GO): carbohydrate metabolic process
Cellular component (GO): extracellular region
Molecular function (GO): chitinase activity
Source: RefSeq, a predicted model, not a curated record
AUGAGACGGAAAAUCUUGGCAUGGCGCAGUCAGCAGCGGCCUGCAUUACUUGCAAAGUCUUCCGAUUCCCGCAGGCAAGCCCCUGCUGGUUUUGUCGAAGUCCCGCUCGCAGAACUGCAAAUGCUACAGUCCGAAUACAAUACCUUUCAUGGUUGGAUGACAGCUUACCUUUCGUCAGCCAACUCGACAGAUCCCCAGACAGCCCAGCUGAACCAAGAUGUUCUAGCCUACGAUAUGUGGAUAAAUAUCUUCCUCAGCAAAUACGCCAACAGUACCAAUGCUCCAGCAGCCGCACUCACACCUGCGGCCGCAGCUACACCUGCAGCCAGCUCAACAGCCGCAGCUCCAUACGCUGUUGUGGCGAAUAGUAGUACUAAUGGCUCGUUCAGCGCUCAGUCCUCAAGCAACCUUGCAGUCUACUACGGCCAAUCACCCGCUACCGACCAAUUUACCCUGGAGCAAAUGUGUCAAGACCAAAACGUUGACAUAGUUGUCCUUGCUUUCCUCACUACCUUCUUUGGCCCUGCAGGACAACCAGUCAUCAAUUUUGGGCCAGCCACCGGAGGCACUCCCACGCUUGGAGCCCAAAAGAUCAACGCUACCGGCCUGUUAGACUGUCCAUAUCUAGCCAAGAACAUCACUACCUGCCAAAGUCUUGGCAAGAAAGUCUUGUUGAGUCUAGGAGGUGCCGCUGGUGUCACAAAUUUCACUAGCGAUGCGCAAGCCACCAGCUUCGCGACUGACCUUUGGAACCUCUUCGGUGGCGGAAUGACCAACUCCGAUUUGAGGCCUUUCGGUUCCGUCAAGGUUGACGGCUUUGAUGUCGAUAACGAAGACCACAGCACAAAAUACUACGAUACUUUUGUAUCAUCCCUCCGCAAUACCUACGCGGGUGACAAGAGUAAGCAGUACUACAUAUCUGGUGCACCGCAGUGUCCUCGCCCCGACGCUUCCAUCCCACUAGGUUCAAUGCAGACGAUGGAUUUCGUCUUCGUCCAGUUCUACAACAACGCCGCCGCUGGUUGCGAUAUCGGACAGCCUGGCUUCGUGGACUCUUUCAAAGCCUGGUCUGGUGACUUGAGCGGUAACGGUACCGUGGCCGGGGGAGGACCUAAGUUGUACAUUGGCGCGCCAGCCUGUGAAGCCUGUGCUGGCAAAGGGUAUUUAGAGCCUGCCAAUAUGACAAGUGUUAUCAAAAGUGCGAUGAUGGCAGGCGUUAAAAACUUUGGUGGUGUUAUGCUGUGGGAUGGCUCUGAAGCGAAGAACAACACCGGAGCUGAGGGUGACUAUCUGCAGGUUGUGAAGUCAGCUUUAGAUUAA